AUGCCGAGUGGCGCUGUCCAGACCGAGGCGGCGCACCUCCGGCACCGGGCGCCGCAGCAAGGGACUCAUCAGCAGCGACAGCGCCGGCCAUCAGGAGCCGCCGAAACGCUCGUCGCAGCCGCCAAACAUGUCGAGGAAAAGGUUGAAUCCGCUCUCUUGGUUCUCUGGGAUGAGCUUCCCCACUGGAGGCGGGACAAUGCUUUCAUAAUCCGCGGCUACAGGCAGACAAGCAACAGCGUCCGCGCAUCCCUAGCCAGUCUCAGCUAUCUGCACAACGAGACGGUCAAUAUCUGGACCCACCUGCUCGGCGCCGUGGCCUUCGCGGUGGUCGGCGUCCUUCUGCACGCCCUCAUUGCUCCGCGCUAUGAAUCGGCCUCGGACUCGGACGUGCUCGUCUUUGCCUGUUUCUUCGUCGGCGCCUUUCUGUGCCUGGGCAUGAGUGCUACAUAUCACAUGCUCUCAAAUCACUCUCCCGAGGUUGCCAAAUGGGGGAACAAGCUCGACUACACGGGCAUUGUCUUUCUGAUUGUCGGCAGCUAUGUGCCGGCCAUGUAUUAUGGCUUCUUCUGUCAUCCGUUCUUGUUGACUGUGUAUUUGAGUGCCAUUGUUUUCCUGGGCACUGGCUGUCUCGUCGUCUCCUGGUUCGAGCAGUUUCGCACGCCGGCCUGGCGCCCCUACAGGGCCCUCAUGUUUGUUGGGCUUGGCGUGUCCGGAAUCGUGCCCAUUCUUCAUUCCCUCUCCUUCUACGGGUAUCGGGAGCUUGACCGAAGGAUGGGCCUCAGCUGGGUCAUUCUUCAAGGCGGCUUGUACAUUUUCGGCGCCUUCUUGUAUGUGGCGCGGUGGCCGGAGCGCCACUUUCCGGGCACUUUCGAUAUCUGGGGGAGCUCUCAUCAGAUAUUCCAUGUUUGUGUGCUUCUUGCAGCGGCAGUGCAUUUGUACGGCAUGGCUAGGGCGUUUGACUUUCACCACGGCAUACUCAACAAGUCAGGGUCAUGUUGA
Messenger RNA from Canariomyces notabilis, 999 nucleotides. RefSeq names its product HlyIII-domain-containing protein. Gene Ontology annotation, molecular function: signaling receptor activity. Bases 1 to 999 code for a protein of 332 amino acids. The transcript is spliced from 3 exons. Gene Ontology annotation, cellular component: membrane. Lineage: Eukaryota; Fungi; Ascomycota; Sordariomycetes; Sordariales; Chaetomiaceae. The record is from RefSeq and is a predicted model, not a curated record. Gene Ontology annotation, biological process: intracellular zinc ion homeostasis.